Molecule: messenger RNA, 2782 nt
Organism: Salvelinus sp. IW2-2015
Lineage: Eukaryota; Metazoa; Chordata; Actinopteri; Salmoniformes; Salmonidae
Source: RefSeq, a predicted model, not a curated record
UGGGGAGGAUGACCAUGUGGUUGCCAGGGCGGAGUAUGACUUCACAGCUGCGUCGGAGGAGGAGCUCUCACUGAAUGCUGGAGACAUGCUCAACCUGGCUCCUAAAGACAUGAGUCGUUACUGCAACCUGAACAACAACUUUCCCAAUGACAACAACCUCCUGGUCCUGGACAUGGUGCUGAGCUCUCUCUGGAGCGUUCCACAGCCCGUCAACUGGGACAACGUGGCCAUGCUGGUCCCUGGCUUCACACCCAAGGAGUGUGCGCAGAGGUUCGAGGAGCUGAAGAGCACCGGAGGGUUCCAUCACGUGGACGACCAAUGCAACGCGCUGACGGCAGGAGGCUCCUCCCCUGUGGACUCGCUGGCCACCUACAUCAAAUCCACACUAUUGGACACCYCGGGAGACGUGGAGGAGACGRGGACCAAUCAGAGCUCCAUCUCAGUGACGGGCCUGGCGGUGACCCUUCAAAGUAGCUCGGUGGAGAAAGAGGAGUCUGCAGAGGAGGGCGAGAAGCCCCAGGAGGGAAAGGGUGAGUGGCCCAAUAUGGUGAUCCACGUGUGUGACGAGGCUAAGAACCUGAAGCAGGACUUCAUGUGUCCCCGUGACCUUCUGAUCAACGAGAUGCGUUUUGCUGAGUACCUCUCUGUUGACCUCCAGCGCUAGGAGGUGGACAUCUCUGUGCACUGUGACGUGCAGAUCUUCCACUGGCUCAUGAACUACGUCAAGAGGCACAAAAUGGCCGCUCGAUGGCAAUGGAGGAGUAGUAUUCAGUACCGUCACAAGCACAUGAGUGCCAUCGUGGCCACACCCUGCAACAUGAACUGCAUCAACAGUAACCUGGCAACGGACAUCUCUGACCUCUUCAGCCACAACGAGGCAGACGACAUCAUGGACAGAAAAGACAAGUUCAAAAGUAAGUUAUCCAGAAAGAAAAUUGAGUGUCUCUUCGAUCCUGAUAUAAGAACCAAGGACUCCCCAGGCAACGCAUCGACUCUGUACAGAUGUGGUCUGUGCCUGAAACUGCUGACCAAGGACACAGAGAGGAGAAUCUCCUGCAUCCCAGGGAAGAUCAACAUCGACCCUCGAGAGACAUCACCCUACACUCACAGCAGGUCCUGUACCACCCACGUUUGUGGUGCAGAGCUGUCCCCACUGUCGGCUAUCACCCAGAGGUUGUUGUGUACCCGGGCAUGGGGACUAGAAGCCAGGGCUGGCAGCGGAACGGGCAUCUACCCCAUAGCUGCAAACCCAGAGGACACUACGCUUUGUGACCUCCCACCGGUGCCCAACGAGCAUAUGCGAGACCACUACACACUGCACCCCAACCCGGCUGCCCAAGCCCAAGGUAGACACUCACACAUGACCCCACGGCAUGCCCAAGGUAGGAACCACACUGACCCCACCGGCAUGCCCAAGGGCUGUAAGAUGCGGGACCACAUAGUGAAUGCGUCAGACAGUGGAGACUGUACUGGGGACCACCAGGUAAACUCAGCCCAGACCAGACUACUCAACGACCUGCUACUACACAGAGAGYCAGUGUGUGUACCCAACACACCCCUACCAGAGACAGGGUUGAAAAACUGGAGCCGGCAACUGAGGCAGCAGACGCUGCUUUCUGAGGAUGAGGAGUAUACCACGGGGUCAGAGGUCACUGAGGAUGAGGUGGGAGAUGAAGAGGAGGCCAGCAAGAAACAAGCUGCUAAGAAGGCCAAGAAGUUGAGCAAACCUUUGAAGAGGCAGAUGUCUUCACUAAUUUCCAUCGCAAGAGAGAAAGCAGUGGAGAAAGUGAUGAGUGCCCAGAAGAGUAAAUGGGACAGCUCUCCACUCGCUUACAACCAAGAUGCCCAAAGAGAGGACGACCAGCGGCGUAUGGUGGAGAUCAUUGGUCAUCUGACUAAGAUCAGGUUCGGAGAUCAGGAACGGAAGUCCAAGGACACUAAAGAGCGUGCAGCAGGGAUCUACUCCAGGCUAGAGGCCCAGUUCAAGUCCUCCUCCCAGGCCAGCGGACGACAGAGUGGCCCUGAGAAAACCCUCAGAGUGAAGCCACGCUUCAGCCAAGCUCGGACCACAUAGAUACUGGAACGAGAAGAGGGAGGAAGACAGGAGGAAGAGCGGGAGGGAGGAGAGGAAGAGAGCGGAGGAAGAGAGAUCCUCAUGUGAGAACUCAGUGGAUCAAACUGACCCAGUGGCAACCUGGCAGCAGCUAAACCUCUCAACCCCACCUUGCCUGCGCCACUGUGCCCCUGUUAAUAUUUGUGCCUGUAUUCAUAAAGAGCCUAAGAGUAGGAGUGCUGAUCUAGGAUCAGUUUGUCUUUUUAGAACAUACUGAAUGGACAGGGGAGACAUGAUCCWAGAUCAGCCCUCCUACUCUGAGACACUUGAUAAAUACAGGCCCUGGUCCUGCAUUGGUCGUCUUUAGUUCAGGAGGCCUGUUUUUUUCGUAGGGCUUUGUAGCCCACUUGGAACCCAGUCCAGCCCGUCAGCCUGACUCAGGUGACUUUGUAAUGAUCACAUCUCCUCRUACCUCCCAUUAACUGWAUAUUACAAUGCAAUAGGUCACCUAGCUCUAAACCUGUAUGCCAUAGAAUAUAAUAGACUUUAACAUAGAAGCUACCUUGUGGUGAGUAAUAGGAGUGGUUAGCAGUAGGUAGAUGAUGGUGGAUGAAAUGCCCGUUGUUUCUAUUUCUAUAUCUGUCUGUGUUGGCCGUAUCGCACACUACUGGGACUAAGAGGACAUGGGUGGACUAGGCAGUCAGAAAUAAAAGUUACAUUCRCACCAUU